This is a messenger RNA of Betta splendens (Siamese fighting fish), 3603 nucleotides long. RefSeq names its product dynein 2 intermediate chain 1 (gene dync2i1). Lineage: Eukaryota; Metazoa; Chordata; Actinopteri; Anabantiformes; Osphronemidae. Gene Ontology annotation, molecular function: dynein light chain binding; dynein heavy chain binding. Gene Ontology annotation, biological process: intraciliary transport. The record is from RefSeq and is a predicted model, not a curated record. Gene Ontology annotation, cellular component: cytoplasmic dynein complex. The transcript is spliced from 22 exons. The coding region runs from base 143 to 3304 and encodes 1053 amino acids.
GAAAUGACGCGAUGUCCUUAGUUUCAAGUGAAUGCGCUUGCGCAGUAGGAGGGUUACCAUAAUGGCGGCGUCAGUGCAGCAGCAUUAUGAGCCUAUUUUCAGCUAUUAAAACAAGUCCGAAGAUAAAUACAGGAAUGAGAACAUGCAUAGCGCCAAGAAAAUAACCAAGGAAGACACAUGGAGACCUGCUGACCUAAAAAGAUACAUCAGGGUGGAAGAACAUGAUGAUUAUGUUAGGAGGCAAGAUGUCAAUGAGAGGCGACACCGUGGGGGGGAAUCCAAAGAAAGAGGACGCAGGGACUUAGAGAAGGAGUUCAGAGGAGAGAGAGAUAAGCAUGAGGAAAAAGAGAGUGCUAGGGACAGACGCUAUGAAGACAAGAAAGACAAAUAUGUGGACAAAAGAAAAGAGGCCUCACGGGACAGGAGAGGAGAUAAAGAACAGGAUGGAAGAGACAGGGAGAGGAGAAGAGAUAGAGAAAGAACAGUGGAUAUAAACAAGUACAGUGGUGACUAUAGAGAGAUUAGAGACAGCAGGAGGGAUAGAGAGGAAAAGCAUGGUAGGGAGAGAGACAAGGAAAGAGAAGGAGAUGAGGAAAAAGAGAGAGUAAGGAAUAGAGAGAGAUAUAGCGAGGGGGACAGGGACAAAAGAAGGGAAGAAAGAGACAAAGAAAGGCGAAAAGAAAGAGACAGAGAGCACAGGACGGAGAGAAGACAACACGAGGAAAGUGGGGAAUUAGGAAUAGAAAGGACAGAAAAAUAUGAUAGGGAACAGAGAGAUGGACACCGAGAAAGAGACAGACACAAAGACAGGAAAGAAGAGAAGACAAAUGAGAAAGAAAGACAUGAAAGACACAGAGACAGAGAAUACAAAGAAGAACAUAGAAGACAUAAAGAGGAAAGAGAAAAGAGACACAAAGAGAGAAGACAUCAUGAAGAAAAGCAGAAGCAUGAUAGCGAAUCCAGGGAGCAAAGAGACUCAAAGGGACCAGUGAAAGAGGUCAGGCACCAUCGUAGCGACAGAGAACGAGCAGAGAGGGACAAACACAAAGAAAGAAGACACAGAGAGCAAGAAGACCCUGAGAGAAAACAAAGAGAGAGAAGGCAAAGACUGGAGGAGCAGGAGCCAGAUAUAAAUCCCUGGGACAGGACCAGCUCAAAGAAAACAACGUACAUGCAUGAGACUAAUGCAGUAGAAACAGAGGUUGCUGUUGAGGAAGAUCUGGGUGAGCAGGAAUAUGAGGAUGACUUUGAGGAUUAUGAAGAGGAUUUUGAAGAGAUCGAUGAGAGUGAAAAUGAGCGUGGGAAUGAGAAGGAAACUGAGCUCUCACAAGUAGAAGAGAGUGAAGAACUCACACCACAAAGGAGAAAAGAGGUUGAGGCAAUUCAGAGAGCAAUGGAGGUAGAGAAUGAGAGAGUUGGGACAGCACAGUCCACUCAGAGCACGAUCAGAGAAGAAGACGACGGGUUUGAAAGGUCCAAAGCACCUGAAAAGGAGCAGAGUACAGGCUCUCAGCGUGGGAAGUUUAUUGACUUUGUGGCAGCAAAACAGCGUGAAGUCAGCAAGAAAGUUGCCAUGAAACAGAAGAAACGUAGUACAGACCUACUCCGCCUAAUUGAUCUGGAUUUCUCCUUGACGUUCUCUCUUUUGGAUCUGCCCCCGGUUAAUGAAUAUGACAUGUAUAUUAGAAACUUUGGAAGUGCAAACACUAAGCAGGCUUAUGUUCAGUGUAAUGAGGAUAACGCAGACUGUGACAUCCAGACAGAAGAGAUAGAGAUGUGUGAAAAGUGGACGCAGCAUCCUCCGGAGCGCAGUGGAGUGUGUGGUGAUCCAAAUCUCUCUCCUGAAACACGAGACAAAGUCUUAAGUGAACUGAACUUGGAUUCACAGCGACUGACAGCAUUUCUCAGCUCAGCUUCACAGGUCAUGGUUGUUUUGUUGGAAGAGGACCAAGCUGAGAGAAGAUCCCUGCGGAAGCUGGGGACUCAAACAGAAAAGCUGUCCUUCAGCGAAGGAAGUUUACAGCUCAACACAAAGUUGCCUUUUCUUUCCGGUCGGAACAUCCAUCUGGUGCACUUCUCUCAGGUCCAAAGGCACACCAUGAUGUCGGUGCACGCGCCUACAACACAGCCCAGCGCUGUGCAUCUUGACAGCUGCACUAUUAUCUGCAUCUGGAAUAUUUGGGAGCCAUCCAGACCUCAGAAGAUCCUUGUCUAUGAGUCUGAGAUCCAGUGUUGCUGUUUCAGCACUGGAAAGGCCAUAUUGGUGUUUGCAGGCACUUCGGUUGGCUCUGUGGUGCUGUGGGACCUGAGGGAGCAUGCCAGUAACCACUACCGCAGAAAAAUAGGAGAGGAUGAGUGGACCUUCAGAGAACCGACCUUCUCCACUGAUGCAGUAAUGGCCGACUCAGGCCAUUUUUCUGCUGUGACCUCUGUGGAAGUUGUUUUCUCUAGUGCAGCAGGGGGGUUGAGGCCAGAGGUCCCACUAGCAGCAUCUGAGGAAGAGUUGUCAGGAUUGUCAUUCCAGCUGGCUUCCCUGGAUGAAAACGGGGUCCUAAACUUCUGGGUGGUGGUGGAUCUCCCAAAAGCCAAUGAAGCAGGCUCUCCAACAGAUCUGGGACUCCGGCCCGGGAGCAAAGUGAAGCUGCUUCACAGCUCUUCCCUUCUUACUGUUGAUAGGGGAUCACCUCGAGAUCCAACAAAAAUAGGACCGUUACAGACUGUUCAUUUAAAGUUCCUUCCAACUGACUCCAAUCAUUUCUUUAUUGGCACCAAUAUGGGUCUGGUGAAUCACGGAACGAGUCAUGGUUUGAAGGCUCCUCCAAAGUUUUACAGGUUUCAGGACCCUGGAACGCGGCCUGUUGACAUCACCGCAAUCCAGUUUUCUCCUUUCAAUCACAACAUGUUCUUGGUGGGCUGUGGGGAUGGCAGCGUCAGACUGCAUGGAGUCAGCUACGAGCAGCCUGUGACAGAGUGGAAGAGUAGCACAGCAGCGGAGCCAGUUCUGUUACUGCAGUGGGCCCAGACUAGGCCAACAGUCUUCUGUGUGCUGGAUGCAGCUUCUACCCUUCAUAUAUGGGACCUACUGAAGGAUGAGACUGAACCUGUGGUCACUGAGAGGAUAGCUGCAGAUAGAGUAACAGCCAUGGCUACGUUUGGAGAUUCUGGACAAAAAAACAUUUAUUCAGGUGUAGCCCUUGCACACGAAUCAGGAAAAUUAGAGCUGCAUUACUUCACCAGAGGUUUCACUGUGCCCUUUGUUGCAGAAGGUGAGAAGUUAGAGAUUAUGAUGACUGAAGCCCUGUAAUACAACUCAUCUUGUGUUGUUACACUUUGGAAGAGCAUGAAGAUCAAUGUACAGUCCUAUCACAGCCUCUUUGAAUAUGUGUUUCAUAAUUACAUUUCAAGUGUUAGGUUUCUAUCCUUGAUAUUUGUAUAUCUAUAAGGAGAAGGUGACUAAAUACCAAAGAUACUAAACAGGGACCACAACUAAUUCACCUUCAAACAUCUAAGACGCUAAAGCUGUAAUGAUAAUGUAAAUAUUUGUACUUUUUGACUGAGAUUAAAGAUUUUAAAUUUUUCUAUAAUAAAUUAAAAUGUAUGUAA